AUGGCUGACUACACCGACGAUUCCCUCACCGAGGACAUCUGGGCCUCGCCCGGUCCCGAAGGCGAAGGUGCCCCUCCAUCCGAUCGGCCCAAGACCCCUAGAACGCCCAGAACCCCGAAAACACCAAAGACGCCAGCGAACCCAAACACCACUUUUGACAGAGAAGCGGCGUUGCGGAAAGAGCUGGAGGGUGUGCGCAACAUCAAUGCUGCUAUCGAGGGCAUCAUCACCACCCUCGACAAGGCUAAGGGCAACAUGAAUACCGUUGGCAGCACCGUAUCGAACGCAUCCACCCUCCUCAACACCUGGACUCGCAUCCUUUCGCAAACCGAACACAAUCAGAGACUCAUUUUGAACCCCAACUGGCGUGGCGCAAGCAACGACUUGGUGGAGAUCGAGGCAGAGGCAGUCCAGAAGCAGCAGCUCGCCGAGAGACGAGCCGCCGAAGAGGAGAGGCGACGUGAGGCUGCCCGUCGAAAGAGAGAGGAGGAAGAUGAAGAGCGGCAGAGACAGGCGGCCGUCGGCAAUGCGCCGCGUGGGCGAGGCGUCUCUCGCGGUCGGGUUCGUGGCACGACGAGCACCACUCGCGGCCACAGCUACUCGAGUAGCACAUCGAGGAUCGGCAGAGGUGCGGCGAGCGUGCGUGGUGGAUAUCGUGGGCGAGCUAGAGGUUCGGAGUAA
This is a messenger RNA of Colletotrichum spaethianum, 681 nucleotides long. RefSeq names its product DASH complex subunit duo1. The transcript is spliced from 2 exons. The coding region runs from base 1 to 681 and encodes 226 amino acids. Lineage: Eukaryota; Fungi; Ascomycota; Sordariomycetes; Glomerellales; Glomerellaceae. Gene Ontology annotation, biological process: mitotic cell cycle. The record is from RefSeq and is a predicted model, not a curated record. Gene Ontology annotation, cellular component: DASH complex; mitotic spindle.